Serendipita indica DSM 11827 is the source of this 402-nucleotide messenger RNA. The record is from the annotation of a GenBank genome assembly. Lineage: Eukaryota; Fungi; Basidiomycota; Agaricomycetes; Sebacinales; Serendipitaceae.
AUGGUCGCGAAGAAGGAUUUUAAUGCUCCCAAGCAUGAAGACUUGGAGGAUGUACCAAAUCUGCAGGUCAUCAAGGCCAUGCAGUCGUUGACCUCGCAAGGAUACGUCAAGACGCGCUUCUCCUGGCAAUACUACUACUAUACUCUUACCGACGAGGGUCUUGAAUACCUCCGAGGAUGGCUGAACCUCCCUGCUGAGAUUGUCCCAGCAACCCACAAAAAGGCCCCACGUCCUCAGCGUCCAGCGACAGUUCGUCCAGGAGGAGAGGGCGCAUACCGUGCACCAAGAGGCGACCGCGAUGAGUACAGGAGGCGAGACGAUGCUGCAGCGGACAAGGAAGGUGCUCCGCAAGACUACCGACCACGCUAUGCCGGUGUUGGACGAGGUGCCCCUGCGUCGUAG